CAAACACUUGUGUCGAAUUUGGCUUGCCAUUUCGCAAAGUAUGUGGACUGAACAUCGAAAUCCUGAGGGAAGAACAUACUGGUUCAAUACUGGCACUCGCGAGAGUGUCUGGGAGAAGCCAGAUGACUUGAAGACUCCAUUUGAGAAAGCUCUAGGCGAGACAAAAUGGAAAGAAUAUUUCUCUGGAGGCAGGAAGUAUUAUUAUAAUACCGAAUCCAAAGAAUCAAAAUGGGAUAUGCCAGAUGAGCUCCUCCUGCUCCUUGAAAAAGUCGAGAAAGAGAAACAAAACAGCCAGCUUGUAGUUGCAGGCUCCAUUCCCGUUCCGCCUGCUCCAAUUUCUGCUGCGGCAGCCCCAGCGCAAUCUGACGGCACCGUAGCCCUCGCAGGCUCGUCUGCCGCGCUCCCCUUCAGUAACACAGGCGUUCUUCCCGCACGGCCGAACCUUCCGGAUGACCCUGCCAUUCCUCACAAUGGUUUCGCCACCUUUGAGGAGGGCGAGAAAGCUUUUAUGCACCUCUUGCGCAAAGCAGGCGUAGACGCGGACUGGACAUGGGACCAGACUAUGCGCACCAUCAUCACAGAUCCGUUGUACAAGGCUCUCAAUUCCCUAGCUGAAAAGAAAGCCAGUUGGCAGAAAUACACGGAUGGUCUGCGUCAGAAGGAAGAAGAAGAGCGUGAAGCACGGCUAUCGAAGCUCCGCCCAGCAAUACGUAACAUGCUCAAGGGCAACCCAAACGUGUUUCAUUACACUACAUUCGCCACUGCCGAUAAACUGUUCUCGCAACACCCCAUCUGGCAACAAGCUCGUAUCGAGUCUGAGCGAAAGCUCAUAUUUGAGGAGUACGUCGCAGAGCUCAAGCAACGUGAAGUGCAAGAAACCCGUGCUGCACGUACGCGUGCGAUAUCCAAAGUCGUGUCUCUUUUCAAAGAACUCGAUGUAGACGUCCUCACACGUUGGCGCAAAGCCCACGAAAUGGUCACCGAGUCCCCCGACUGGCAGGCUGACUCCGAGCUGCGCAAGCUCCCUACGCUCGACAUCCUCCUUGCGUUUGAGGAUUACUCGCGUGUCAAAGAGCGCGAGUUCGAAGAGCAGAUGCGCCGUGCACAAGUUGAGAAGACGCGUGAGGAGCGCAAAGCCAGAGAGGGUUUCAAGGGACUGCUGCAGGAGCUCGUGGCGGCUGGCAAAAUCAAGGCGCGCAGUAAAUGGCGCUAUGUUUACCCGACUUUUGCUUCUGAUCAGCGAUAUCUCAAUAUGCUUGGCAAGCCUGGAUCGAAUCCUUUGGAACUUUUUUGGGAUGCUGUCGAUACACUUGACCAGAAACUCGAUGCCAAGAUCGCUGUUGCUGAGGAGUGUGCUAGGCGCGGCGAUGACCCCAAUGCCAUGGACGUAGUGAAAGGCGAUAAAGAGAAAGAACAUGUCAGCGCGGUGAGCGUGCACACGACAUUUGAAGAGUUCAAAGCUCGCGUGAGAAGGGACCCUGACAGCGUAGGCAAGCUAGGGGAAGAUGAUUUACGCGAGGUGUACGACACGGUCCAUGACCAAGUCGUGAAGAAGCAGAAUGAGGUUCAACGUCGCACAGAGAGGAAGCAAAGGCACCUACAAGAUGAUCUUCGCUACGCGAUGAAGAAACUUCCUGAGCCGCUUGACAUCACGUUAUCCUAUGAAGCUGCUGUUCCUCUCAUUGAGAACCUCCCGGAGUUCAAGGCCCUGGAUGACGACGAGGGUCGACGUUCAGCCUUUUCAAAGUUUGUGAAGCGGCAGAAGGAACGCAUGCGCGAGGCUCCAUCGGAGGAUGGUGCUUCAACCACGAGUAGGCGCCGCAAAGAGCCUGAGCGCGAACGUGAGCGGGAUCGUGAUCGUGACCGCCGCGAUGACCGUGACAGAGAGAGAGACCGCGAGCGAGAUCGUGAGCGUGACAGGAGCUCCAGACAUCACCAUCGCGAGGACCACGAUGGGUAUCAUGGGCGCGACAAGGACGGGCAUGGCGAGCGUGAGCGGGAAAGGGACCGUGAGCGUGACAGAGAGAGGGACCGCGAACGUGAGAGGGAGAAGGAGAAGGACAGGGAGAGAGAUAGAGACAGAGACAGGGAUCGCGAGCACAAACGGCAUGCUCGAGACGAGCGGGAUGGCAGGGAUGAGCGCAAGCGUAGGAAAGGCUCGAGAGAGCGUGGAUAUGGACGGACUGAUGCGCCUCCAUAUGGUGAGGAGGAGGAGGCUGACCAUGUAGGGGAUAAACCCGAACGGAGCAGAGAAGGGAAGCGGGGCUCUGAUAGGGCGCAUAGUGAACGUGCUGAAAAGCGUGCUCGCUAUGACCCUGACAUAGAUUCCAGGGAGGAGCGCGGGGAACGAUCCCGGAGAGCGGAGACACCUGAAGAAGGGGAGAUAUGAUACUAACUUCAGGCCAUUGUUUCACGUAGUUUAUCA
This is a messenger RNA of Suillus clintonianus, 2425 nucleotides long. RefSeq lists its product as uncharacterized. Gene Ontology annotation, molecular function: protein binding; RNA binding. Gene Ontology annotation, cellular component: U2-type prespliceosome; U1 snRNP. The record is from RefSeq and is a predicted model, not a curated record. Gene Ontology annotation, biological process: mRNA cis splicing, via spliceosome. The transcript is spliced from 10 exons. Bases 41 to 2389 code for a protein of 782 amino acids. Lineage: Eukaryota; Fungi; Basidiomycota; Agaricomycetes; Boletales; Suillaceae.